AUGGAGAGCAGCAGCGACCAGCUAGUGGGGGAGAACGACGAGUUGUGCACGUCAGCCUCGGAGGGUCUGGAGGAAGGGGAGGUGGAGGGCGAGACGGUGCUGAUGGUGGAGUCGGAGGACCAGGGCUCGGUGGACCUGUCCCAUGAGCAGAGCGGGGACUCCCUCACCAGUGACGUCGGCGAGGAGGGCGAGGGAAGCUGGGCGUGCGAGGACAUGGCGUUCUACUGCGACCGGUGUCACAAGUGGAUACCCUCAGGCCAGCUGAGAGGGGAGCAGCCCAGCUACUUGAAGGGAGACAACUUCUUCAAGUUCGUCUGCUGCAGCUGCUCCGAGGACGGCAAGGAGAGCUUUGAGAGGAUGAGACUCACCUGGCAGCAGGUGGUGAUGUUGGCCAUGUACAACCUAUCGCUCGAGGGAACUGGUCGUCAAGGUUACUUCAGAUGGAAGGAGGACAUCUGCGCCUUCAUAGGACGACACUGGACCUUCCUGCUGGGCAGUAGGAAGAAGACCAUCACAUGGUGGAGCACGGUGGCUGGCUGCCUGUCCGUCGGCAGUCCCACCUUCUUCCGCUCCGGUGCUCAGGAGUUCGGAGAACCAGGCUGGUGGAAACUGGUCCAGAACCGACCCCCCACCCUGCGACCCGACCUGGACAAAACCACCACCAAGGCCAAAGUGUCGAAGCCCACCCUGGAGCCCAGCAUCACCGUGGAGGGCCUGAGGCGGCGCGGGGCCCGGAACCCCGUGGAGAGCGCCAUGCAGCUGAAGGAGAAGCGCUCGCGCACCCAGGAGGCCAAGGAGAUCCGGAGGGCCCAGAAGGAGGCCAGCUACACGGACCGCUCCUCCUCCUCCACCCCCGUGAAGAUGGGGGCGAGGGGGGGCCGGCGCCCCGACCUCCUCCUGGAGAAGGGGGAGGUGGUGGACUUCUCCUCUCUGAGCUCCUCGGACCGAACGCCACUCACAAGCCCCUCCCCUUCUCCUUCGCCCGACUUCUCCGCCCCCGGGACCCCCGCCUCCCACUCGGCCACGCCCUCCCUGCUGUCAGAGGCCGACCUCAUCCCUGACAUCAUGCCCCCCAUGGCCCUGUUCCACGAUGACGAGGAGCUGGAGGGGGAGGGGAUGAUCGACCCCGGCAUGGAGUACGUCCCGCCCCCCAGUGCUGGCCACGCCCACCCCGGCCUGCCCCCCCGCCCGCCACCGCCACGCAUCAAGCGGGAGGCCGACAGCGAGGGGGAGGAGGGCCCCCUGCACGCCGAAGACUUUGACGGGCCGCUGGCCCGGUGCGACGACCCCUCCCUCUCCGCCGAGGGGGGGCGGGGCUUGGUGGGCGGCUCCUCAGAGAGGAGGCGUGUCCACGCUGAGCAGAAGGGGGAGGGGCCCGGGUCACCCAGCGGGCCCCGCUACACGGCGCUCAGCCUGUACGAGGAGCGCAUGCUGCUGCGGCGCCUGGAGGCGUGUCCGCUGGCGCUCGCCGUGACCCCCCAGGCGGCGCGGCUGCGCAGGAAGCUGGCGGUCCGGCAGGCCAAGCGGCAGCGAGCGCUCCCCCUGCUGGACGUGGACCGCUCCGUCUCCACCGCCCUCAGCCUGGUGGGGGCGCUGUACACCCCCGGGCCGCUGCUGGGACGCUUCUGCACCAGCAGCCAGGACCUCCGCAUACUGGACCGCUUCCAGACCUCCCUGGCCUCCAGGAGGGGGCUCCACCACCCGUCGGCCUCGUUCUGGCACCGCCUCAUGGGCUCCGACGGGGGCCUGGACCCGGCCGUCAGGAGCCCCUACACCUCCCGCUGCCUCAAGCCCUUCAUCAGGAGGGACUAUGAGAACAGGCCCCUGAAGAUGAGGCUGCUGGCAGAGAUCCGUGCGUACCCCCACAGGAAGGACCCCACCUGGGCCCCGGAACCCGAGGCCCCCAUAGACUACUGCUACGUCCGGCCCAACCACAUCCCCUCUGUCAACGCCAUGUGUCACGACAGCUUCUGGCCAGGUGUAGACCUGUCUGAGUGCCUGCAGUACCCAGACUUCAGCGUGGUGGCGCUCUACAAGAAGGUGGUGGUGGGGUUCGGCUUCAUGGUGCCGGAUGUCAAGUACAACGAGGCCUACAUCUCCUUCCUGUUGGUGCAUCCUGAUUGGAGGAGAGCUGGCAUCGCCACCUUCAUGAUCUACCACCUCAUCCAGACGUGCAUGGGUAAGGACGUGACUCUGCAUGUGUCAGCCAGCAACGCGGCCAUGCUGCUGUACCAGAAGUUUGGCUUCAAGACGGAGGAGUACAUCCUGGACUUCUACGAUAAGUACUACCCGGCCGACAGCACCGAGUGCCGCCACGCCUUCUCCCUGCGGCUCAGACGCUGACCACUCGCGCUGACCACUGUGACGUCACUGGCGAUGUCACACACGGACCACGGUGACGUCACACGCUGACCACGGUGACGUCACACGCUGACCACGGUGACGUCACACGCUGACCAUGGUGACGUCACAUGCUGACCACGGUGACGUCACACACACGCUGACCACGGUGUUGUCACUCGCUGACCACGGUGUUGUCACUCACUGACCACGGUGUUGUCACUCACUGACCACGGUGUUGUCACUCACUGACCACGGUGUUGUCACUCACUGACGCGGUGACGUCUCUCACUGACGCGGCGACGUCACACACAGAUCAGUGGUCACAUGCUCACAGUGGCCUUCAGAGCGUGUUUUCUGGGGACUCGGGGUCACUUCCUUCCUUAUAAUCGAGGCGAUGGCUCCACCCUUCUGUCUUUUGUGUCAUUUUCUGUUAAUAAAGACUUCACCAUGCUUGUA
Molecule: messenger RNA, 2799 nt
Organism: Gadus macrocephalus (Pacific cod)
Lineage: Eukaryota; Metazoa; Chordata; Actinopteri; Gadiformes; Gadidae
Gene: kat14
Product: lysine acetyltransferase 14
Exons: 10
Coding region: 1-2343 (780 amino acids)
Molecular function (GO): acyltransferase activity, transferring groups other than amino-acyl groups
Source: RefSeq, a predicted model, not a curated record